CAAGAAACCAUGUCAUCAGUGUUUCUGCAGAUUAACCACUAGCCACAAAGCUCAGCCAGAGUGGUUCGUUUUGCAGCACCCAAUAGCGAGUUUGCUUAUGCUCAUCAGACCCUUCGGCUUGGUCCAUCCUUGUAAAGCAAGGAUGCAUAUUCCGUACCUGGUACCGCCGACAGAUGGAAAUGCUCCAUGGGUCUCAUGGUGAAGUUUCCAACGAAGUCUAGGGCCAUCUGGAGGCCUAUAUAACGCGCCUGCUACGCUGGCACGGAUCCAGAGGUCGUGGACGUUGUUUGCUUCGCUGGUCCUAGGUCCAUUUGUCUCGUUCUCGACUUGCUGGUAAGUUGUCUUCAAGAUGAAGUCAUCGUCUGUUAUCAAGGCGGCUUCGCUGCUGUCCUCUCUUUUCUCUCCCAUCGCUCUUGCGCAAAACAAAUUCACCCAUGCUGGAACCGGCAUUGAGUUCUUGCGACAAGUAGUCAGCGAAGACCAGACAGCUGGUGGCUAUGAGUGGGGCUAUGCACUCCCUGGACAGCCCACUGGAAGCAACGACGAGUACAUCGGAUAUAUUAAAGGUUCGCUGGAAGCAGGCAGGCAGGGAUGGUCCGGCGUCAGCCACGGAGGUGGCAUGCCUAACUCUCUCCUCCUCGUGACAUGGCCAGAGGCUGAUGCUGUCAAGACGAAAUUUGUCUACGCUGGUGGCUACACCGCUCCAGAAGACUAUACUGGGAAUGCCACCCUGAGCCAAAUCUCACACUCUAUUAACGACACCCACUUCGAGCUCGUGUAUCGAUGCCAGUGGUGUUGGAUAUGGAACCACAAGGGUGCAGAAGGCUCUCAAGUCCCAACUUCCGAAGUGCAGGUCAUCGGCUGGGCCCAGCAUAACAAGAUCUUUUCAGGUACCUGGGUAUUCCACAACAAGGGUCAAUCUCAAUUUGGUGCGCCAGUAGCAGAUGCACGGAACGCAAAGUACUCCGACUGGGUUAAACUAGUACCAGGCGGGCCCCCUACCACUCCUACUGCUACGCCAUCCGGCGGCGUUACUCCUACACCCACGCCAACUGGUCCCGUAGCUUGCGCUGGCAAGCCCGCACCUACUGGAUCAUACGACUACAUUGUUGUUGGCGGAGGCGCAGGUGGCAUCCCUGUAGCCGACAAGCUCUCUGAGUCUGGCAAGAGUGUGCUCCUCCUCGAGAAGGGCCCUCCAUCAUUGGCUAGAUUUGGCGGAACUAUGGGCCCGGCUUGGGUCACCAGCAACAACUUGACUCGCUUUGACGUUCCAGGUCUUUGCAACGAGAUUUGGGUCAACUCUGCCGGGGUUGCUUGCACUGACAUCGACCAAAUGGCUGGAUGUGUUCUUGGUGGAGGCGCUGCCGUCAAUGCUGCACUUUGGUGGAAACCUGUCGACGUUGACUUUGACUACAACUUCCCCAGCGGUUGGAAGUCAUCCGAUGUCAAGGGUGCAAUUGAUCGCGUCUUUAAACGCAUCCCCGGCACGGACACCCCUUCGAUGGAUGGCAAGCGCUACAAGCAAGAAGGCUUUGACGUUCUGUCCGGCGCGCUUGGUGCAGACGGCUGGAAGUCGGUAGUAGCAAACAACCAACAGAACGAGAAGAACCGAACGUACUCCCACUCUCCAUUCAUGUACGAUAACGGUCAGAGGCAGGGCCCCCUAGGCACCUAUAUGGUCUCUGCUCUCGGAAGGAAAAACUUCGCACUCUGGACGAACACUAUGGCCCGACGUGUUGUCCGCACAGGGGGGAAGGCUACUGGCGUUGAGCUUGAAAGUGGUGUAGAAGGCACCGGAUACUGUGGUACAGUGAACCUGAACCCUGGCGGCCGUGUUAUCCUGUCUGGAGGUGCCUUUGGAUCAUCUAAAGUGCUCUUCCGCAGUGGCAUCGGACCAAAGGACCAGCUCACAAUCGUCAAAAACAGCGCUCAGGAUGGCCCAAGCUUCAUCAAUGAGUCUGACUGGAUCAACCUUCCUGUCGGUCAGAACCUGAAUGAUCACGUCAACACCGAUCUCGUCAUCAAGCACCCCAACAUCUCCUUCUACGACUUCUACGAGGCCUGGGAUACUCCCAACGAGGCCGACAAGCAGGCAUAUCUCAGCAAGCGCUCUGGUAUCCUAGCCCAAUCCGCUCCAAACAUUGGCCCUCUCGCCUGGGAGGUCAUCAAGGGCUCAGACGGCAUCGAUCGAUCGCUUCAAUGGACUGCUCGCGUUGAAGGCCCAGGUGCUAACGACACUCACCAUCUCACAAUCAGCCAGUACCUCGGUCACGGAUCCACUUCGAGAGGUGCUCUUUCUAUCAACGGUGCUCUCGGCAUCUACGUCAGCAAAGCGCCUUACCUCCAGAACCAAGCAGAUACUGAUGUAGUUAUUGCUGGCAUCAAGAGCAUGAUGAAGGCUAUACAAAAGAACCCGGCCAUCCAGUUUCAAGUCCCGCCCGCCAACACUACCGUGGAGCAGUACGUCGCCAGUCUUCCAAAGACCCCAGCCGCACGUCGUGCCAAUCACUGGAUCGGCACAGCGAAGAUUGGAACCGAUAGCGGUCUUAACGGUGGAUCUGCGGUCGUCGACCUGAACACGAAAGUAUAUGGCACAGACAACAUCCACGUUGUCGAUGCCUCCAUCUUCCCUGGCCAUAUCUUCACCAACCCAACAUCCUACAUUGUCGUUCUGGCCGAACACGCCGCAGCCAAGAUCCUCGCUCUCGGCGGCUCGGGCAGUGGAGGAGGAACCAAAUCGUCGUCGGCUACGAGCAAGCCAACACCUUCGAAGGUAACUAAAAGCUCGGUGAAGCCAUCACCAACUCCCGUGAAACCUUCCUCUGUUAAAUCAUCUGCUCGACCAACGCCCGUCAAGUCGUCAGUCAAGCCUGCCCCUCCUAAACCGACCAAGACUUAGGUCUUAUGAGCAACGAUCGUUUCAGAAAAUGUACUAGGCAGGCGGUUUGGGGCUGGGGAUGUUGUAAAAAAGGAUACACCCACCAAGAGGUUUCUUCUGUAUAUACUUUACUUAGUGCAUAUCUUAUCACUCGUU
Molecule: messenger RNA, 3034 nt
Organism: Cucurbitaria berberidis CBS 394.84
Lineage: Eukaryota; Fungi; Ascomycota; Dothideomycetes; Pleosporales; Cucurbitariaceae
Exons: 7
Coding region: 350-2899 (849 amino acids)
Molecular function (GO): flavin adenine dinucleotide binding; oxidoreductase activity, acting on CH-OH group of donors
Source: RefSeq, a predicted model, not a curated record